AUCAUCGCGACCGGCGAAGUGCGCGCCGCUCCGAGCUCCGCACCAGAGACACCCUGAGGAGAAAUACCGUCUUUUUGCGAAAUGCUUUCAAUAAAAUAAGGGCACUCUUUUUUUCCUGAAGCAUUUUCGACCUGUACAGAUUUACACAUUUUGAAUGGUUUACCUCCGUUAUCACCUGCUCUGAAGGCAAGCGGCGGUUGAUCUGAGGCGACGCGGCAUUCCUGUGGACUUUUGACUCGGCGACGCGCUCUACUUAUGAGAAGGUCUCAGCCGGCAGUGGUGGUGUAACCUCCAGGCUGAGGAUGCUUGGGGUGCUCCGCUCAACAGGCCUCCAGUCUCUCCUGGCUGUGUGUCUGCUCUUCACCAUUGAAAACGGGAUGGUAAGCUGUGACACCGUGGUAAACAUGCGCAGGGUGACCCACCAAAGGGUCCAGGAGCCGCUGUCGGGUACGGCUCUCAUGCCUUGCGUCUUCACACUUCGCCCGAGUCCAUCUCACGAACCUCCUCGUAUCAAAUGGACCAAGCUGUGGGGACAGCGCGGCCCGGACGGUCUCCAGAAGCAGCAGUCAAUUUUGGUGGCGAAAGAUAAUAUCAUUAAGGUGAAGAAAGCUUUUCAGGGUCGAGUCACGUUGCCGGGGUACUCGAAGAACCGGUACAACGCCAGCUUGGCUCUGUUGGGCCUUCGUUCCAGCGACUCGGGAAUGUACCGCUGCGAGGUUGUGGUCGGCAUAAAUGACGAACAAGACACGGUGCCCCUUCAGGUCACAGGAGUGGUAUUUCACUACCGGGCCCCUCACAACCGCUACGCGCUAACCUUCGAAGAUGCCAAAAGGGUUUGUUUGGAGAACUCCGCCUCGAUUGCCACACCCGCCCAGCUGCAGGCCACCUUUGAUGAUGGCUAUGACAACUGUGAUGCCGGUUGGCUGUUGGAUCAAACUGUAAGGUACCCCAUCCAGUCUCCACGACCCGGCUGCUACGGCGACAGGGAGGACUCCCCCGGCGUGAGAAACUACGGCAUCCGAGCUCCCGAUGAGAUGUUCGACACCUACUGCUUUGCAAACAACAUACAGGGUGAGGUGUUUCACACGAGUGCGCCAGAGAAGCUAAGCCUGGCCUCUGCCUCCAUUCACUGCCACACUCUCGGAGGUCAGCUGGCUACGAUCGGGCAGCUCUACCUCGCCUGGCAGGCAGGUUUAGACCGCUGCGACCCCGGCUGGCUGGCCGAUGGCAGCGUGCGUUACCCUAUCAACCUGGCCCGACGUAACUGCGGGGGAGAUGAACCAGGAGUUCGGACUCUUUAUCACAACCCCAACCGCACCGGCUUCCCAGAAACGACCGAUCUAUUCGAUGCCUACUGUUACCGAGAGCAGCCGAUGUUAUUCCAGCAGACCCUGGAAACCGAUUUUAACACUUCAAGCGAAGAAGAGGUCCAGCUCCAAAGAAACCGAGCCUUUCCUGAACCUUCCACCUGGACUGGUCUGGUCAAUCUGGAGAAGGAAGAUUUCAAAUCCAUUAUAAACAACGAAUCCUCCGAAAUCUCAGAGGAGCAUGUUGUCAUCCACCUCAGGCCUAAAGAGCAGUACGUUGACUGGAAAGACGAAGGCUUCAAGGAUGCUGCAGAGAAACAAGAGAACCAUCAAGGGGGCUCGGCGAGAGAGGAAAUCGACGAGAAUGACGACGUGAUGGGAGCCGAGGCAUCUCCUGACCCCUCUUCAAUCACACCAUCCUCCUCCACACAAGCUCAAACCAGCAACAGCGUGAUCGCCAACUUUGUGAACUCAAUCAUGAAGCCAUUGAGGUAUUGGACGGGAACUGGAGAUACCGAGAUACCAGCCACGGAGUCCAGCAUCUUCGAGGGAACCUCAGAAUUGGCCCCACUUGCCAGGACAAAGCCAAGCAGAGGGAAAGCUGACAAGCGUGGUGUUGGCAAUGCCGUCUUGGAGCCUGAUACCAAGGAACAUUCAUACAAUCCCACCUUGACAGAUCCAGAGGUGGAGCUCCUGGAGCAGGAGAAAGAGGUGGCAUUCGUGGCUGCACAACAGAGCCAAAGUAAAUCUGAAAUGGAACCGUCAUAUCCACAGAGCAUCAGCUUCACUGGGACAUCAACAGGAGCGAUUGGAUCGGGAACGGAUGAUACGACCGUUUCUCCAAGUGUCUUGUCGGCUGACAACAACUUCCAUGCAGCGUCGAUCCGGAGCAGUCAACAAUCGUGGAUGCUAAAGUCCUUGAAAGGCUCAAAAAUCAGCACUACAGGAGAUAAUGAGCAGUUUAUGUCUCAAUCCAGCAGUCCGAUGGAAGCCAAAGGAGGAGGAUUGGAGAUCAUCACCAUUCCUGGUUUCAAGAACAACCCUGAAAACUUCUCCGGGGACCUGAAUGAGGAUAGUUACACGGUUCCCAAUGGUCCUUCACCGCGAUUAUCCGCGGAGGAUGGAAAGGACGCUGAGGGAAGUGGAGGGAAAGAGUUAGCGUUCAUCCUCGAAAGCCAAAUGAAAGGAACUGAGCAAUCCAGUGACCACAGCGUUCCUCUGGAGACCACAGUCAGAUGGCAGCUCCAGACGACUCAAGUUAGAGAAGAAUCCAGUUCUUCUAAACCCGGCCAUGAGGAAGCUAAAGGUGAAAUUCUUUAUGUCCAUCGUCCUAUCGAGAAGCCCAAACUUAACCAAAUAAAUUUGCCUUUUGUUGAAAGGAAGCAAGGGGUAAAUUUGACAGAUGCACCUGAAAUAGACACUUCCAUGCCAAGCCCUGUUACAGCAGCUAUCGUUUCGGAACAGGACGAGCUGGAAAACACCUCAAACACCCCGUCUGGUGAUGUCACCACUACUGAAGGAAUACUGUGUACUCCCAAUCCAGCUGUUUCAAGCACAUGGCUGCCUGUAGUUCAAGAGGAAGUAGGGCAUCCAGAGGUUACCACAACAGUGAAUGAAUCUGAACUGAAGAUGACUCUUAAUACAGUUCAACCAACAAGUCCAGGUACUACGAAUCCUGCACACUGGGCUGAGUCCAGGUCUGGAGUAUCAGAGUCAUUUGUGUUGGCUGACAGAUGGAGAACUUCUGAACUGAGUCCUACAGACGAACCUUUGUCUGAGUCCACUGGAAGCUCAGAGAAAGAAAGAGCAAACAAAACAGAGGCCGAUGAGGAAACAAGCAUGUCUAAAACCUCAGCGGAGCAGGACCCGUGCGAGACCAACCCGUGCCUGCACGGUGGCAGCUGCCUGAUGGAGGGGGAGGGCUAUAGUUGCCUUUGCCCUCAGGGUUAUUCUGGAGAGAGCUGCGAGAUCGAUAUUGACGAUUGCCAGUCCAAUCCGUGUCAGAAUGGAGGCACCUGUAUCGAUGAGAUCAACUCUUUUGUAUGUCUGUGUCUGCCCAGCUAUAGUGGAGCCACCUGUGAGAAAGACACGGAGGGUUGCGAGCACAGCUGGAGGAAGUUUCACGGUCACUGCUACAGAUACUUCACUCGCAGACACACCUGGGAAGAUGCAGAGAAGGACUGCAGGGACCACAGCGGCCACCUGGCCAGCAUCCAUUCCACACAAGAGCAGGACUUUAUUAAUGAUAUGAGUCAUGAGAACACAUGGAUUGGUUUGAAUGACCGGAUGGUUGAAGAUGACUUCCAGUGGACUGAUAAUAUGGAUCUGCAAUACGAGAACUGGAGAGAGAACCAGCCGGAUAAUUUCUUCGCGGGCGGAGAGGACUGCGUGGUUAUGAUCGCCCAUGAGAACGGCAAAUGGAACGACGUGCCCUGCAACUACAACCUGCCCUACAUCUGCAAGAAAGGCACAGUGUUGUGUGGAUCUCCACCGACAGUGGACAACGCCUUUGUUAUUGGCCGGAAACGUUCGCACUACGACAUACACUCUGUGGUGCGUUACCAGUGCGCAGACGGUUUCAUCCAGCGCCACAUCCCCACCACCAAAUGCCGUGCUAACGGCAAAUGGGACCGACCCAAGAUCAUCUGUACGAAAUCACGGCGAUCUCACCGCAACAGACGCCAUCAUCACAAAUCCCACCACGAGCACAGAAGGCACAAGCGGCACGGGUCAGGGGGUCAUCGAGGUCAACGAGGUCAACAGGCGGGUCAUGGCCAUUUCUAACCAAAUAACCCCUUUCGCCCACACCUGCAAAUCAACAAAUCCUUUCCAACAGCCUUUCACCUAAACCUCCUUAUCUUCGAUACCCACCCACCUUUCACCUUUUCCACUUCAUAUCUGGCUCAGUCUACCCCCUUAUGACCAGAGGGGGCGCUGCUGGACCUCACAAGGACUAUGACACUUUUCCUUAUCGCUCUUAUUUAUUCUGUUUCUCUGUUAAUGUUUCAUCCUUUUAGCGGAAGGUUCUUUCGUACCUUCAAUGUAGAAACACUCUAACUGUUUAUGUAUUUUUACAUAAGCAUUAAUGGAGAGGGUGGGCUAGCACUCAAUGUAAAUAAACUGUAUUUCAUUUCAAAACACAGGAUCGUAUCAGAAUGGCCAAGAUAUGCUUCUCGUGUUUGCUGUUACAAGAUUUUGAAGGGGAUUUCUUGAUUGUUUUGUCGAUUUUUUUGCUCUUUCUAAGACGUUAUCUUGAUUUAUACAAUAUUUGAGUAUUGACGUGUUUUUUGAUGAGAGGAGUGGUGUUCAUCUAGAUUUUUUCUUACUUUUUUAGAAAAGUAACAUACUUUUUUUGGCAAGUUUUAAAGUGGUAGUUCACCUAAAAAAAUCUUCAUUCUGUCGUCGUUUACUCAUUUAUUUGGUGUUCAAUACCUGUUUGACUUUCUUAUUGCUGUGAAACACAAAAGGAAAUGUUGGGCAAAAUACUCGAUGUUAUAUUUUCCAUAUAAAGAAAGUCCCAUAGACUAUUUAAUGGUAGUUCUAUGUGGCUUUCGCAGUUUUGACAGCCCGGCAACCCCAGUUCCCAUUCACUUUCUUUGUCUACAAAAGGGCCACCAUCACCUUUGUGUUCCAUGGAAGAAAGUAAGUCAUACUGGUUUAGAAUAAUAUGAGUGAAUAUUUUAAUAAAGACAUUUUCUUAGUGAACUUACUUUAAAAAGGAGAAUUUACCAAAAAAUUUACAUUUCGUCAUUUUGCUAAUAAUGAAGAUUGUUGGUAACCAAACAACAUUGGCUUCCAUUGACUUCCAUUGUUUGUACACAAAACCACUGAGACAAAAUAUCUACUUUUGUGUUUGAAAGAAAAAGGUCAUUUACAGGUUUUCAACAACAUGUAGGUAAACAAAUGAUAUACUUUUUAUUUUCGUGUGAACUGACCCUUUAAACUACUUAAUACAUUAAAACAGUACCUUUAAAAAACAUCCUUCGACAAACUAACUAACCAAUUGCUGGUGGCCACUUCUGUCGUCGCACAGAUUUCUUAACACUCAUGUUUUUCCCAUUUACAGUAAUUGACUUGACAAGAAUUAGUUAGACAAGAUGUGUCACUGUGUAGUCUAGUGCUGUUGGUGGUCUCGCCAUCUGAUAUUGAUGGUCUGUGUCAUGACCUCCCACUCUCUCACCCACAGUGGAGAAAUUGUCCUGUCACACCCUGUCAGUAAGAGGAAAGAGAAAGUAAGAUAGAAUCAGACGCAAUCUCUGGUUCUCACUGUGCUCGGCGACAUACGACAGAGUCGAUGAAAAAGAACUCUGAGGUCGCAUGCGAAUUCCCAUAAGUGCAGCUAAAAAGAAAGUGGCAUGUUUAAAUGUUAAAAGUGCUCACGUCUGCUUCCAGCGCUGAAGAUCACAAGGUUAAAAAGCAGACUACAGCCGUUCGGGAUGCAGUGUUGUUGUCGUGUCCCUUUAGAGUUGACAAUAUGUUAGUGUUUCUCGAAAUUCCAGUUAUUGCUUUCGCACCAGGUGCGUGUCCUGCUUUUCAAAGAGUACAGCGACAGCUGACUCAGAUCUGGACUGCUUCUUAUUUUCUACCCUUUAAAGCAACCGUCUUACCCCAGAAAAGAGCCAACUCAUUUCUCUUACCCUGUGCUUUGUGCUUAUCUCGGGCUUUUUCCCUCUCGGUCCCUCAUGAGAUUACAAACGUAGCCCAGUUCUGCACCACAACCUUCUUAUUUCUCUCUGCUCGACGUCAGCGCUUUGGCAGUCUUUCGCUAUGUACGUUCGUCCAAAUUUUUGAUAAUAAUAGCAUAUAUGAGCCAGCAGUCUCAAUUACUAGAUCUUUUUUAUUCCUCAAGAAUGAAUGACAAGGUCGAAGGCCUAACCUUAUUCAAGUUGUUCAUUUUAUUAUUUGUUUAUUUAUUUGCAUUGUAAUUUAAUAUUUGUUGUGUUGUAUGAUUAUUUUAUCAAUUUAUCUGUUUUCUUUUUGUUGUUUAAUACCAAUUUUUCUAUUUAAUUCAAUUUAAGCCCCACAGGAAUAGAUUCGGAUUGAAACGUUUUUAUUAUUUCCUCUCCAACCACCAAAUCUUUCACAUGGAUAUAAUUUAACUGAAUAUGUUGUUUUUACAUUUUCGAUGUAAAACAGUUUGUGAAUGUUGUUUUGUGUUGACUUUAAUGGGAGAGUCCACCCAAAAAAACAAAAUCUGUCAUCAUUUCGAAACCUGUAUUUGACUCACGAAAGAAGAUAUUUUGAGAAAUGUCUCAAAUGUGGUUUUGUAAACUUUGAUGAGGUCAUGUUUUUUUGCUCACAGACAUUUUUCAAAAUGUCUUCUUGGUUGUUCUACAGAAGAAAGAAUGACAGGUCUCGAAUGAUUAAACCGUAAAAUAAUUUAGAUUUUGGGGUGAACUAUACCUUUAACGUCCACAUAUGAUAUCCAUUAAAUUCUUACAGCAGUUUGUACCAAUGUCGGGCUUAAGGACUGGAACCCAACAUCCAAACAGUCGUAUAUUAGCUGCUAAUAUACCUCUGCAUCACACUAAUAGCACUUUACAGCCAUCAGCCAGUGACGGAAGCCAGAUGGCAAACAAUGUGGCAACUUAAUUGCGAGUCUCCGUUAUGAAAAUGAACUUCUAAACAGAGGUUGUUCACAGCUGCCUGUUGGCAGGAGCUCUAAAGAACCGUAAGAGGCAGCUGCGGGGUUUCCUCGUUGCACGUCUUCUGACUAAUUGCCGGCGAGAAAUCACUAUCCCUGAGGUUGUUAUGCUAUCGCGCCUCCCCUUUAGAGUCGCGUUUGUUAAACAGACUCAAUCGCAUUGUAUCUGCCCGGCUUUUGAUUUGCUGCAUAUUUUGCAAACAGUUUUCUGUCUGAGCAGAUGCAAGUGAGAAUCCUGAUUCUGUUGUGAUGAAAUGGACACAUUGUGCGAUGUUAACGUUUGCAUUUUGUAUUUGUUUGAAAGCAGUGAAAAGGAAGCAGCGAGGUAGUCAGGUGUCCAGCGUCCUCUGUUCUGGAAGUAGCAGAUGCAUAAUACACUUAACCUGAACCUCCGGCGUUCCCCGUUCACCUACAUUGUGCAACAUAAGUAGUGUAAGUGUCUACCAUAAUACUCUUUUUUUGCACAUAAUCCUGUCUGUAUAUAUUCCACCCCAGCUGGUUUAAUUACAACUUUGCCGAGACAGACAGAGACAAGAAACCAAUUUUAACCAAAAAUGCCCCAAUCGAAUAUACAGCCGUAUUCAAACCUUACGAACAGUCUUGAUAUCUGUUAAGUCUUUAAACCAUUUUUGUAUUUACAGUUAUAGCUUUUCUUUCGGUACAUUCAUCAUUUGUAAGAUAGAAGGGCAAGCCAGCAAUUAUUAAUAGGCCACCGUACCCCGCUGCUGGAUGCUGUAAAUUCAUUCCUCCGGCUGUAGAAAAACAACCUUGCUUUCCACAACCAUAAAACCUUAUGACACCACUCCUCAACUACGUGAUGUACAGACUUCAUUCUGUUUAUAAUCUCGAUGUUUCUGCCCGUUUUUUAGCAUUUUAUUUAUUUGCAAUCACUUUUUUUAAAUGAAAAGCCGUAUAUGUUCGUUGCCCUGGACCUCGUGCAUACAGGCUGACUCCUCAUCCUGCAUCGGAAUCACCAGUCGGGUUUGUUGUGUAGGUUAACGUUGAGAUGUUAUGUUUACUGUCGUGCGUUUAUGUAUUUCUUUAUCGGGGGGAUUGAGUCAGGCUGUGUGAAUGUGGUUCAUGUGUGUUAAUCAAUAUUUAUUGAUGUUCUUAUGGAUUCUAGUUCUGUCAUUGUAUUAAAUUCUUUACCAAACAAGUGGUCAAUUAAAAACAUUGGAUGCGAUCGUUGCUAAUGUUUUAUUGAUGAGUUUUUUAAUUGUUGUCAUCAGCUCUGGGGGGGGGGGGUGUGUUGCUAUGUAGCUCUGCUUUUAAAGAAACAGUUUACAUUUGGUCAUGUAGUCAUCGUCAUGUUACCAAUAUCAUUUUUUUUCUUAUGUGUAAUACAAAAGAAGAUAUUUGGAAUAAUGGCGCUUCAUAUAAGGAUCAGAGAAUGUCAAAAAUGUAAAACAAUGCUUCGAAAUGUUAAAACAAGUCUCCAAGAUUCCCAUUAAACAAAGGUUAAAUACUUUGAAAUGAAAGUUGGAUAUGCACAGACCAUCAUUUUAAAAUAAAGUUGUUCGGAU
Triplophysa dalaica is the source of this 8474-nucleotide messenger RNA. It is a transcript of the gene ncanb, whose product is annotated as neurocan b. Gene Ontology annotation, biological process: cell adhesion. Lineage: Eukaryota; Metazoa; Chordata; Actinopteri; Cypriniformes; Nemacheilidae. The transcript is spliced from 16 exons. The coding region runs from base 303 to 4091 and encodes 1262 amino acids. Gene Ontology annotation, molecular function: calcium ion binding; hyaluronic acid binding. The record is from RefSeq and is a predicted model, not a curated record.